Molecule: messenger RNA, 1553 nt
Organism: Durio zibethinus
Lineage: Eukaryota; Viridiplantae; Streptophyta; Magnoliopsida; Malvales; Malvaceae
Gene: HTR12
Product: Histone superfamily protein
Cellular component (GO): nucleosome
Molecular function (GO): DNA binding; protein heterodimerization activity; structural constituent of chromatin
Source: RefSeq, a predicted model, not a curated record
UAACGUGCAAAAAAGAGUCAAAACGCAAUCGUUUCAAGCAAACUUAGCCGUUGUAGCGGCGAUAGCCUGGAAGAGGAGAGAAAGGCCAUUAAAAUGUGAAGUUAAACGGAGCGGGAAAUAAAACUUCAAAUCAUAAAUCACCGAUUCACAGCUUACCAGUCCUUCCAUGGCGAGAACCAAGCACAUCGCCACGAAGAAACCAAAGCCAAAGUCAUCAGCGGCUUCACCGUCGACGGCGUCACCCAGCUCGGCACGUGCUGGAAGACCAAGAAAAACUGGAGGACAGGCCACACCAUUUCAAAGAACAUCGAAGAAGCCUCAUCGUUUUAGACCGGGAACUAGGGCUCUUCAAGAGAUUCGAAAAUUUCAGAAGACUACAAAACUUCUCAUUCCUGCUGCCAGCUUCAUCAGAGAAGUAAGAGCUAUUAGCUACCAAUUUGCGCCAGAAAUAACUCGUUGGCAAGCUGAAGCUUUAGUUGUUAUUCAAGAGGCGGCAGAGGACUAUUUGGUUCAAUUGUUUGGAGAUGCAAUGCUGUGCGCAAUUCAUGCAAAGCGUGUUACACUGAUGAAGAAGGAUAUUCAGUUGGCCCGACGACUUGGUGGGAAGGGGCAACCCUGGUGAGAUUUUGUACUUUAACUAUAACUAGCACUCGGUUUAGCUAUUCUCUAAAUGGAGAAUUAAUUGUUCCUUUGUAUGUAGCAUUUGUAAAAUAGACAUUUGUCCAGGCUCUUGAUACCCAGAGAACCUUGAGCUAACAGCUAAGUGUUUCUAUUUAGAAUUAGAAAGUAGGCAAAUUGUUGACUUUCAAUCCUUCAUGAUUUAAAAUGUGCUUAAUGGGGAAUAGUUUUCUUUGUCUUCAACAUUUUCAUAGGAAUGAUUAGUUUGUAUCUUAUCAUCCAUUUCAUGUUCUUUCUGAUCAUUUUUCUUACUUUGUUCACACAAAUUAGCACAUAAAAUUUAUUUUGUUGAGUAAUAUGCUAAUCACCAAGAUUGUAAUUUAGAUUUUGUUAAUCUAGAAUCUCCAACUCCAUCCAGUCACUCAAUUUCUUGCUCGGCAAAUUCCACUUCUAACAUCUUAAACAAUCUUUGCUAAUUUAUAGAUUUCUUAAGCUAAGAAAGAAUAUAGAAAUUCAUGAGCUAUAACAGAGAUUUUAUUAGUUUGUACGAAUUCAAGGUUUAUUUCAGUUAGUUCAUGUAGUAAUCUUUAAGAAGUAACAUUUAGCCGGAUUGGAAUUCAAAUUCCACCACUUGCCAUCUCUUCUCUCAUUUCAGGUUGUGACUUCUUUUAUACUAAAAAAUACUAUCAAUUUUUUUCACUUUUGUUCUUCUUUUAUCCAAAAAAUCAUGAGAUAUACUUUAGAAGGAAAAUGAAACUAUAUUAGCGCAAUACUUCAGAUAUAUAGUGAUAAUUUCCUUUCAAUCCAGUGGAUUUGGUUCCUAAUAAGACAAGAUGAAAAUAAUGUCAUAUGAGACAUUAUUACUUGAACUAGAAAUUUAAUCAAGAUGAUCAAACAAUAUUCAAAUUUCAUGAGAAUAUAUAAAGUUUAAAGUU